This is a messenger RNA of Symbiodinium pilosum, 487 nucleotides long. The record is from the annotation of a GenBank genome assembly. NCBI's taxonomy places the organism in Eukaryota, Dinophyceae, Suessiales, Symbiodiniaceae.
AUGCUUGCCAACUUCCUGCAGAUGAUCCGUUGCUCACCUAUGCCCAGUGACAGCCCUGAACCUGAACACCGCCUGCUUCCACAUCCUAAUGUAGUCUGCUGGGGCUCAGAGCAUGAGCCUUUACGACAGAUUGCAUUCUGGGGGCUUGGUGUGUGGUGCUGUGGCAUUCCUCUCGCCCUUGGUCUGCGAAUAAGAUGCCUGAAAGGCGAGAUGAACGAUGCGAUGAACUAUCGAACCUACGGAUACUUCACGGUGGGCCUUGAGCCCGAUUUCUGGUAUUGGGAUCUGCUGAUCCAGAGGGCUGACGUUGCCUUAAUGCUUUUUGUCGCCUACACGUCCAUUUCUGACCAUGAAAGCGCCAAGCUUCUGCUUUUUCCAAUCAUCUCCGGGCUUAUGCUUGGAGCAACUGCCUGGGUAAAACCUUAUGAGAAUGAGCAGGGCGAGAUGUUGGACUUCUUAGUGAAGGCCAGAGCCAUCACUGGAGACG